Aureobasidium subglaciale EXF-2481 is the source of this 9111-nucleotide messenger RNA. RefSeq lists its product as uncharacterized. The record is from RefSeq and is a predicted model, not a curated record. The transcript has 8 exons. Lineage: Eukaryota; Fungi; Ascomycota; Dothideomycetes; Dothideales; Saccotheciaceae. Bases 1 to 9111 code for a protein of 3036 amino acids.
AUGCGGUUGAACGGCCAUGCGAUUGCCGCGCAGGAUCUCUACGAUCUUGUGAAUCACAUAGUCCUGCCACCGCAGUUACCUCAGUGCGCAGACAAGAAGCCCGAGGAGAUUAAUCAAAACCUUUGGCGUCUGGUUCAAGAUGUUGUCCCCGCCAUGGUUGCUAAUACCCAUCCGGCCUGGAGGCGCAUUGCUACAAUGCUCGCAAAGCUCGAGAUCAUAACGACCACAACUGGUCUCGAUUCCAACGCGCUCAAGAAACAACUUUCCGCACUUCCUCCUGAUGGUACGUAUUCACCUUCACGCAGAGCCGCUCAAGCUGAUGCAUCACAGAUUGUCUUGCCUCGAGAUGGAAGGAUCAUCUUCGAGACUUUCGAGCUUUCGGCCACCUCCGAAAGUGUUAUGUCAACCACUGGCAGACUCUCAAGAACGUUUCCCGGCCACGCUGUCAGCAUCCCAGCUCAGACAUUCCUUGGUCGCUCAUUUCAACAGGAGUUGUCAGAUUUACUCACCCGGCUGAGUAGCGAAUCUGUCAAGUACUACCAGCCCACGAGUAUCAAAGCUGGCACUAGUAUGCAAGAACUACGCGAUACCACGAGCCCAGCCCUAGUCUCUGACUGUCUCAUGAGCAUGCUCUGUGCGAUUGGACGAAACGAAGAGGUUGCCCUAGUGCAAAAGUUUGUGCGUGAGGACGUCCUAUGGCAGAAGACACUUCUCCCUUGGCGCAGGGCCCCGUUCUGGUUGCUCCUCAGGGUCUCGAUCUUGCGCGUGCUGAUUUGCUCCCACGGAACCACGGAAGCCCUCAAACAGUACAAAUUGUUCAUGAUCCGACUUGUCGCACAACUCCUGGAGCUUGCAAGCCAAUCAAACACAAAACCGGAUGUGCUCUCAGUCAUUCAUGUGAAACUUGCUCGCCGUGUACACAAAUUCGAGCAACUCUUUGGACCCUUCCUGGACCCUAGAAUUGUAGCGAUCUCGAUAAAGGCCCGCAAGGUCAUUAACGACACCUGGAUAUCGAUACAUGGAAAGACAGAGCUUGCGCAAAAGCUGCCGACCUCAGGAUGGGAAGAGGCCACGAACCUUUCUCUCCGAGGCGCACGAGAUAUCCUGUGCAAAGCCCUCAAGCCCGCAGUGACUUUCGCAGCCCCCAAGAACUUCGUGCCACCUGCAGACCUGCGAGUAUCUAGCUCGACUCUACCGUCGUUGCGGUCUGAUACAUCUGAUAAGACACUGGCUACCAUGCUGUUGAAGAUUGAGACUUGGGUUGAGAAGCAUCUCGCAGCUUGGACCAACACAAUCGCAAGCGACCCAAGAGCUCAGCCUUUCGACGAUCUGGCAGUACUCAUCGAAGAGUACUGGUCACUGGCUCAGCCACAGUACAAGUCCAGCCCGCUUGACAUGUCCAACGCGUUAUUGACCAUACUCGAGCUUUGGGUGUCUUUGGACAAGAUCUGCAUCUCACGCAUUCCACUGCUUGCCAGACACUCACCCGAAGUAUCUUCCGAUCUUCUCAAGCCUUUACUCCUGCACAAAAUUGCACAGAUGUGCCGUCUGUCAAAGGUCGAGGAACAUCUCAACAAGCGAUUGAGAAACGCUACCAAAGGCGCGUCGAGCGUUUUCAAGAAGCCGAGUGCCAACAGUCUUCCCAUUUGGUAUUAUGACAUCACACCUGAGCUACAACAGUUGCGCCAUGAGAUUGACCAGUGCGACAUCUCAAAAAAGCAGAGGAAGCUUGAAGAGCUGAGAACAUUGAUGGAAAAAUAUGACAGGCUCGUCUCUGCAGCCGAAAACGAGGAACACUACUACCGUCUCAGUCGUAAGAACAGAGAAUUUCACGACAAGAAAAGCUGCAAAAAAUGUAAGCUCGAAGGUCAAUACGCACGUAUGACCAUUGACAUCGAUGAAAAAUCACUUCCCAACGACGAAGUACAGGCCAAAGCUGCCAUCUUCGAGCUCGCGGUACCUCUCGGAUAUGCUGCUUGGAGGGACACUACUUGGUACAUUGUCCACAAGAUAGGACAGAGAACGUCUCCCCGGGCCGAAGAAGUCUACAAUACCGCCAGAGCUUAUGGGCAGCUUCGCUCCUUUGUGAAGCCCAGAUCUCGUGCACUCCAACUGACGCUGACUUCAAGAAAGAAGACAUUCAUCCAAUCGCACUAUGAGAAGGUGUCGCUACCCACAACCAGCGAGACUAUUUGUCGAUCCAACGGUAUGGACUACGACAUGCUUGAUGUGGUAUCUUCUACUUGGCUGUCUAGUGCACAAAGUCUGCCGAGUUUCAAGUCUCAUUGCACUCUGAGUCUUCCUAAUGGCUCUUAUGCCAAUCUGCAAUGGGCACUAUCUUCAAGCGGUCAUACAUCAAAUCAAGUCAUGGCAUCCCAGAGCGAUUGCUCCAAUGAUCUUGAGAUACGGGAGUACAUCGCUUUCUGCAGUCUUCGUUCCGGCGCGAGACUACAAUGGCUCAAUAUUCUUCGAGAACUUGGCUGCAGCAAUCUCACGCUGAAUGAUCCAGCGGUCGCAAGCUUGAUACAUCAGGCCAUCUGGGAAGUAGGCACUCCCACCCAAAGCGACCAUCGUGUUGCACACGACGAAUUGCGCAACAACACAUUUUGCAACAAACUUCUCGAGAUCAACUGGCAAGAGCAACACAGCAUGAUGACAGUCAUACAACUUCUACUUCGCGUUCUUUCUUUGAGCACAGACGAGGUCACAAAAACAGUGUGCCACAACCUUCUGAGCACGGCAAGGAAAAUUACACUCGAUUGGUGUCGAGAAAUUCAGGUGCACAUGAACAACAACACUACGCGAGAAGAUGUGCAAGGAAGAGCGAUCGUUCAGCUGCUCAAUGCGGGGCUAUCCUGCUACAGCACAUUCGACGUUGACGAGCAACAUCUUCCUCACAUCCUAGGAUCAGCCGGAAAUAUUGCUGCCCUAGCGGAAGCCCAGAUCAUCGUGUGUGAUAACACUCCAGUUGACCGCAGUACUGUUUCUCCUUUGCUCAAGCAGAGCCUGUUACAUCAUAUCGUUAUCGCCCACAAACUCGAAUCCCACGUUCGCGAUCUCUCACGCACAGAUGGCUCGGGACUGAAUCAGGCUGUGCAGCGUAUUUGGAAUGGUGCCGUACUGCAGCAGAUUUGGGACGUCGCGACUGAGGAUGCUCACUCAUGGUUGACCAAUAAUACAAUCACAGAGCGUGGUAGAGGCCAGAAGGUUCAUUUCAAUCUGCUCGGAGGUGAUCUGCUCGUCGAUGGCAAGCCAGUGGGUAAGAUUUCCAGCAAUCUCAGAUCUCAGCCGCUCUUCCAGCAGAUAUUUGGACCCGCAAUCCUCAGCGUCUUCACAUCAAAUAUGCCCGGGAUGGACUGUACAAUCUCGCAACACAUUUAUGAAUAUGAGGUUCACGUUGGUGCGGAAAAUGGACAUACAACUUUUGCCAGGCAGCUGCCUUCACAUUUCGUGCAAUCUUUCACACACUGGCUCGAUGAAGCGACCGGCGAAGUUGAAUUUCGCCCACUCGAAAAGCCUUGGCAGUCUUCAGCAGAAUAUUGGAAGCUGUCGUUUCUCAGCUUGGACAUUGCCAAUACGAAUUCUCAGAUGCGUUGCGGACAAGAGAGAUUGAUUGAGAAUGGAAGCAAGGUCGGUCAAUCAGUGACAGACAUCCUCUCAGCUCUGGACAGCUCGCAGCAUUGCCAGAUUAUCCUGAAUGACUCUCGUACUUCGGAACUGAAAGUUUACCUACGAAGAUACAACUUGCAUUUCCAUUUUUCUGUAGUCGAUCGAAACCAGAAUAUCGGCACCAUGAUAGGUCUCCGCAGCAAACUCGUUCUGCGCGAUGUAUCAUCUGCGCAAGAGCUGCAGGAGCGUCGCAUCAUAAUUCCGUGGGGGGAGGUCACCAUCGCAAAAGAAGACGAACAUGUCGCUGUCAGUGUACCGCAUGGUACCGGAAUCGAGCAGAAGUAUUUCGUCUACAGCAUUGAUCGUCAUCUGCGAAAGCUUCGUGGCCAGCAGGAUGUUCUAGGUACUUUGUACAAGGCAUAUCUCCAUGCAAUCACGUCGUUCGCUCUCCCUGACCCAUUCACCGGGCGUACUGGCACCGAAGAGUCGAUAGCCACACUGAAGGAAGCGUCUCUGUUUUCGUGUGCGCCUUUGCAUAUGGAGGAGCAAGAGACUCUUGCUUUGAUCAAGUGCCUAACUCCCGAGCGCUUGUACUAUCCUAAGCACAAGACAGCUAUGCAAACCGUAUGCUGGCACCCUAGCUUAUCUCCUCUUGCUCAACAUGACGAUUUUUCUCUGGCGGCGUCAGCAAUCUUUGCUCACCAUGCCCAGACAGAACUUAUGUUUGACUUGGAUCAGAGAGCAAAAGUUCCCGUGCCCAGCCCCAGAGCUAGAAGAAGUAACGCAUCUGUCAUGAAGUCGGGCUUGUUCUCUGACAUGGAGCUAUCGUCAGACGAUGACAAGAUUUACUGUUCUCGCGACCACCUUGUCAAUGAUGAUCGGGCAAAACGAGUAUUCGAGAUUGCUUCUCUCAUCAAGGCAUGGCCUCCUCAGAUUGCCACGCACGCUAAACUGACUGAAGUGGUCAAGGUGUGGGGAAUUAUUCGUGGGUACCAUGCUAAGUUUAAUCUGUCAUCCUUGGAAGACUUGAGCUCGCUCGUGUUCAGCGAUCACUUCGGCUCACUGUACCAGAUAUGUCGCCAAGCAUUGCGAAGGACUGACACAUACUCCCUCAUGUUCAAGUUGUGCCCCGUGGCUCUCGGAGCGGAAACAGACGGGCUCGUACACUUGAGAACGUUGCUUGCAUUUGCAUUCUCUGAAUAUUUCGCCGGCAUCCACUCCCCACCUUCCGAGACUCAGUAUACACUUGGACAAGGCUCGGCGCCAGACGUGCAGACCAUAACCUGGGUGAUCAGUAAGUAUGCAACAAACUACGAGUUGCCCAACUACCCAACAAAGACCGACAUAGAGGAGUUUGAAACAAAGGAAUCCGAGCAGGAAUUACAAGAGGAUGCUCUGGCUAAGAAAGUCUUCAACAUCUGGCCCGGUGCCUCGGUGUCUGUCGUACAGCAGGACUAUCAAUAUUUCAACACGACUGGAAUUGUUCAUGAGUGCCAGGGACUGUUCGACGAAUGGCAUAAGAAUAGACGUUUUCUGAAACACAUUCAGAAAGUGGAGGCGAGGCUGGCUUCUAUGCAAACAUCCCAGGUUGUGUACAAUGUGCCAGCCUUCCAUAUGUCGAGGUUCAGUCAGGAGCAUGCGAUUCAUACCCAAUUCACUCUGACUGAUCUUCUCCAAGCGCGCUCCGGUCGUUUAUCGAUCAGACCCACCCCUCAACUAGUGUCGACGCCCCCACGCAGUCUUGAGAACGCCUCACAGGUGAAAAGACUUGUCUCGGUCUUGAAUACAGGCUCGAGUUCGACACACAAGGAGUACAGAAGAGAUCUGUCUGCCAGUGUAGAGGCGCUCGAAGGCAGACAAUCCGAUUGUGAGAGUGGAAAGAUUGCUUUAACUCAUGGGCAACUUGACAAUCACAGAGGACUCAUGAUUAUGGAGGUCAAAAUGGCGUUGGAGGCCAUCCGUGAAGCCGCCGAUCUUUGGCCACGACUUUCUGAAUCUUGCCUACUCAGUCAGCUUUCUCGAAACAAUGUGGACCGCCUACCUGCACAUUGGAAAGUCCCGCUUCUUCAAUUAGGCGAGAAGAUGGCAUCUCUACAAAGAUCCGAGCGUAUGGCACUUCUUCAUGGUGCCUCAAACAAGAAGGCCUUGUGGAAUGAGCUAAAAUGUGCGGGACGAGAUGGGUGGACCGCUACCGAGUAUCCCAGCUGGCUGCUCCUUGAAAUUGAAAACAACAUCACCAUUCGACCUCUCCAGGCAAAGGUCGCGAAAGAGAUGAUUGCACCUGGCUCUGGACGUAACUCCGUCCUCCAGUUGAACAUGGGAGAAGGCAAAUCUUCUGUUAUUGUUCCCAUGCUAGCCACUGCUUUAGCAGCUGGUGAGAAACUGGCAAGAGUUGUUGUGCUCAAGCCUCUUCUUCGCCAGACAGAGCAAGUCCUUACUCAACGUUUGGGUGGCUUACUUGGUCACCGUGUUGGUCAUGUACCCUUCUCGCGAAAGACCAAGAUUGACGUAACGACAGUAAGGAUCAUCCAGAAUACCUUCCAGAAAUACGCGCAAGGUUAUGGUGUGCUGGUCGCACUUCCGGAGGAGCUACUCUCCAUGAAACUCAUGACGCGUGAAAAACUGGCAUCCGGUUCCACUCUUGCGGCGGAAAUUUUGGAUAUGUAUCGCUGGCUCAAGGUUACUGCUCGCGACAUACUGGAUGAAAGUGACGAGAUUCUGAGCGUCAAGUCCCAGCUCAUCUAUCCAGUCGGUGACCAGCAAAUGCUUGAUGGUAAGAACGACCGCUGGCAAAUUGUGCAAGCUGUACUGCGAAGAGUCGAGCUUCAUGUCAAGCGGCUUGCAAAUUCUUAUCCGUCUGAACUAGAGUUGGAGUAUAGCGGCAAAGCUUUCCCUCUACUCAAGUUCCUUCGACCGGGAGUCUUCGACAUGCUGAUGGAAUUUCUGAUCGAAGACGCCAUCAGCGGUCGUAUCGCUGGCGUAUCGUUUGACUUUUAUUCUGACGACACAAGAGAAGCAGUUAAGACUUACAUCAGCUCUCGAGAAAUCUCUCCUACUUGUCUCGAAACACUCACCACGAGUGUGCAUGAGGGCCCCCACUGGGACGCCCUGUUCAUCUUACGCGGACUUUUUGCGCAUGAGGUCCUCUCCUUUUCGCUGCAACGCAAGCGAUGGCUGGUCGAAUACGGCCUUGAUUUACGCCGCUGUCUGAUGGCGGUACCAUACCGAGCCAAGGGCGUCCCUUCUGUGAACUCGGAGUUUGGCCAUCCUGAUGUUGGCAUCUUGUUGACUUGUCUCAGUUACUACUACACAGGUCUAACGCUAGAGCAGAUGUACACAUGUUUCGUCAUCCUCUCGAAAGACUCGAAUCCCCAGGACGUGUAUGACAACUGGACGUCCGCCCGUGACUUUCCCUGGAGCUUGAAGUCGUAUGAAGCGGUCAAUCUUGAUGACAAGACGUUGUGCGAAAAUCUGCUCUAUCCCAAACUCCAAUUCAACUUGGACAUCAUUUCCUUCUAUUUGAACCAGAUUGUAUUCCCCAAGGAGGGUAAGGAGUUCUCCAAGAGAAUCUCAGCAUCUGGCUGGGACAUCCCAUCCACAUCUACUGAUCCUGGUCUCGUCACUACUGGGUUCAGCGGGACCAAUGACAGCAGAGCUGUGCUUCCGUUUUCUAUCGAUCAAGAGGACCUUCCAGAGCUUCUUCACACGAAUGCCAUGGUACUAGAUCUGACCCUUCGAGCAGAGAACAGAAGUUAUCUGCAGAGCGUUGACGCGUAUGGUAAGAAGUUGAAUGUCGACGGCCUCCUUGCCAUGAUGACUAGGCAGAAUCCUCGAGUCAAUGUUCUAAUCGACGUAGGAGCUCAAGUGCUCACAGCGACCAACAUCCGACUUGCCCAGCAAUGGCUUGCUCUGGAAGCCGGUGCUCACGCGUCGGUGUUCUUUGACGAACAAGACGAAGCAGUGGUCUUGGAUCGAAGCGGAGCCGUCACUCCAUUACGAAUCUCGCCAUUCUCUGGCAAGCUCGACGCUUGUCUCAUGUAUCUGGACGAAGUUCACACCCGCGGUAUUGAUCUGGCUAUACCCAUCGGUGCAAGAGCCAUGGUAACUCUGGGACCUCGCCUAGUGAAAGACCGUUUGAUGCAAGCUUGUAUGCGACUGCGUAGUCUUGGUAACGGCCACUCACUGUGCUUUGUCGCUCCCCCUGAAGUCCAUCGCAGCAUCGCUGAUGCAUCUGGUGGGAAGGAUGAAUCGCAGCUUACCUCAUUCGAUGUUCUCGCGUGGACCAUGGAACAGACUUGCCAAUCUCUGGAGAUCGCUAGACCUUUAAGAGCUAUGCAUGGUCUAGAAAUGUCACGCCAGCAGAAGGUUUUGGAAAAGUUUCUGCCAGAGACUAGGUCUUCGAACGCGAUCAUGAGCAAAUCAUCUGAGAUGGGGAACUUCUGGGAAUGCAUCCAAGAAGAUGAUGCGCAGACCCUGGAGAAUCUCUACGGCAUCAACGACCAUCGCCUCGAAGUGUUCCAAGGUCUGCUUGAUCGUACCUCGAAGUGCCCCAUGAUGCAGCACCUUAUUUCGGAAAUUGAGACUAUGAGCAAGACUCGUUUGCAGGACUCGAGUAUGGACAACGAGCAAGAGCGCGAGCUUGAGCAUGAGAUCGAGACGGAGCGCCGAGUCCAGCGACCUGCGAAAUUGGAGCCCAUCAUUUCAUCUGUCAGCAAGGGCAUCCUAGACUACAUCGCCUCUGGGACGGCCUUUGCGCUGAGCCAGUGCGAGGCAGUCAAUGCCUUUUCUUGCUUCGAUAAGACCACGGCAAAGAUCAUCUCGGAGAAGCAGAACGUCACGGCUGGUCACUUUAGAGUUCUAGCCACACUCGACUUUAUCCAUUCUGUCCUCUUUACAAAGGGCAGCUUAGGCGACGAUUACCUCCGCCCGACGACUUGGGUAUUGAGCAGUACAGAGACAGAAAAGCUGCUUAUAAUAAGUCCACAUGAGGCCAACGAGCUCCUUCCCGAGAUCAAAGCAUCUGGCAAGAUUCACCUUCACACAUUCGCUGCACGCUUGAACAAGAGAAUGGCGCGUUUCAAUCACAUGGACUUCUACACUCCUAAUGCCAGACCUGAUGAUGUUGCUCCCGCAGCUCAUGCCAUCCGCGACCUUGAGCUUUUCUCGGGCUCAUUGUACGUCGAUAACAUGGCUAAGUACGAACGACUAUGUCACUUCUUGGGUGUCGCGACUGCUUCUACUCGCCCGCAAAAUAAGCCUGUCCAGACCGAUGGCUUUGUGGAUGUCAAAGACAGAAAGGAAGUUGGAUGGCCCGAGGAUUGUCCUUUCAACCGCAGCCCUCUCCCAUUCUUCAAGCACAUCUUGUCGCUUCGAAUGCACGGUCAAGCAUUUGACCACAGUCAUAUGGGAGCUAUGCUUAACGGUAGAGCUUUGCAGGAAGCUGCUUUUGAAGGUUGUCAAGAAAUCGAGGAGAUCUUUGAAGAGAUGGACAUUGAUGAUUAG